Cricetulus griseus (Chinese hamster) is the source of this 3806-nucleotide messenger RNA. NCBI's taxonomy places the organism in Eukaryota, Metazoa, Chordata, Mammalia, Rodentia, Cricetidae. The record is from RefSeq and is a predicted model, not a curated record.
CCCUCAGGAGGAGGGCCCAGCGAUGCGCUGUGACCGUGCCGCCUCCGUGUGGCUGCUGACGGGCCCAGGGGGGGAGCAGGCAUGGGGCGCGGCCGCGCCUCCCUCCCACCCCUCCUCGCGGACUGCUGGCUAGGCUAUGAGCAGACGUGAGGGGCCCGCCGCCCGUCCGGCUCUGCAGGACGCUGCUUGGCUCCCGCGCGUCGGUCCCUCCGCGCCGGGGCAGCAGAGGCUGUACGCGCGGUUCCGAGGCCGGGCGGGCGAGCUCAAGCCCCCGGCUUCGCUAUGGGGCACAACAACAGCUGGGUGUCUCCCAACACCAGCCACCCGCGCAACACGUCGGGCGCCGAGGCUGGCGCCAACCGCAGCGCGCUCGGGGAGCUGAGCGAGGCGCAGCUGUACCGCCAGUUCACAACCACUGUGCAGGUCGUCAUCUUCAUCGGCUCGAAACUUCAUGGUGUUAUGGUCAACUUGCCGCACAACCGUGUUCAAAUCUGUCACCAACAGGUUCAUUAAAAACCUGGCCUGCUCUGGGAUUUGUGCCAGCCUAGUCUGCGUGCCCUUCGACAUCGUCCUCAGCACCAGCCCCCACUGCUGCUGGUGGAUCUACACUAUGUUCUUCUGCAAGGUUGUCAAGUUCCUACAUAAAGUUUUCUGCUCUGUGACUAUCCUCAGCUUCCCUGCCAUUGCCUUGGAUAGGUACUACUCAGUCCUCUAUCCUCUGGAGAGAAAAAUAUCUGACGCCAAGUCUCGGGAACUAGUGAUGUACAUCUGGGCUCAUGCAGUGGUGGCCAGUGUCCCUGUGUUUGCUGUGACCAAUGUAGCUGACAUCUAUGCUAUGUCCACCUGCACGGAAGUCUGGAGCAACUCCUUAGGCCACCUGGUGUAUGUUCUGAUCUACAAUGUCACCACAGUCAUUGUGCCGGUGGCUGUGGUAUUUCUUUUCCUAAUCCUGAUCCGGAGGGCUCUGAGUGCCAGCCAGAAGAAGAAAGUCAUCAUUGCCGCACUGAGGACCCCACAGAACACCAUCUCCAUCCCCUAUGCCUCCCAGCGCGAGGCUGAGCUACAUGCCACCCUGCUCUCCAUGGUGACAGUUUUCAUCCUCUGCAGUGUACCCUAUGCCACCCUGGUUGUCUACCAGACUGUGCUCAAUGUACCUAACACUUCCGUCUUCUUGCUUCUCACUGCCAUUUGGCUGCCGAAAGUCUCUCUGUUGGCCAACCCCGUGCUCUUCCUAACUGUGAACAAAUCAGUGCGCAAGUGCUUGGUUGGGACCCUGGUGCAGCUGCAUCACCGGUACAGUCGCCGCAAUGUGGUUAGUACUGGGAGUGGGGUGGCCGAGGCCAGCCUGGAGCCCAGCAUGCGCUCCGGUAGCCAGCUCUUGGAAAUGUUCCACAUUGGGCAGCAGCAGAUCUUUAAGCCCUCAGAGGAUGAGGAAGAGAGUGAGGCCAAGUAUCUCGGCUCAGCUGAUUUCCAAGCCAAGGAGGAACUUGCCUCAUGCCCAGAGGGAGAGCAGGAGCCACAGCUGGCACCCUCUGUCCCACCUCCUGGCACAGUGGACUCAAUAUCUCAGGAGGCCCCAGUAGCCCCUGUGGAACACGGGCUACUCCCUGAUAAAUAUUCUCUGCAGUUUGGCUUUGGGCCUUUCGAGUUGCCCCCUCAGUGGCUCUCUGAGACCCGAAAUAGCAAGAAGAGGCUGCUUCCCCCACUGGGCAAUACCCCAGAAGAGCUGAUCCAGACAAAGGUGCCCAAAAUAGGCAGGGUGGAGCGGAAGAUGAGCAGGAACAAUAAAGUGAGCAUUUUCCCAAAGGUAGACUCCUAGCAAGGAUUCUAAGUGCCUGGAAGCAACAGGGAGCUGUAUAUUCCUGCCCUCCCUUUACUCUGGCUGCAAACCACUAUGGGGUAAUUCCUCCUGUAUGGGGCAAAGGGGAAGUUUACAUAAAAUCCAAUGUCCUCUUUAUUGAGGGAGUAUAUAUCCAUCUAUCUUAGUGAUCUGCGUCCUUAGUCAAACCCAAUAUAAGCUGGACAGUAUGCAACAGGUCUGAGGGUCCUUCGAGCAUAUUUUCUGGGGGAUUCCUCCUUUCCCUGUGCAUUCCAGAGAAUCCAAAGGGAGCAGGCCCAAGAUAAUUGUGGUCUGCAAUGGCCACAAAGGUGAAGUUGAUACAGUGUUUGUAAUUGUUUGUUUGUUUGUUUGUUUGUUUGUUUGUUUUUUGAGACAGGGUUUCUCUGUGUUGCUUUGGAGCCUGUCCUGGAACUCGAUUUAUAGACCAGGCUGGCCUCUGCCUCCAGAGUGCUGGGAUUAAAAGCCUGUGCCACUAUGUCCAGUGAAGUGUCCAGUGGUUUUCUAACAACUUUCAUUCGAUUUUCUGGGUCCUAAAGCGGGGAUGACUGGUCCCACCUUACGACAGACAUGGCAAUGUCUGAGGCAGGCUCUUUGUCUUUGAUUAUCUUUACACCCUGUUGGUAUCACCAAGGCCUCCAACAAAUGCACUUGCUUCCACCAGUCACCAGCAGUGCUGCCUAGAAAACACUGCCAGCCCUUCGCUGUGGGUUUUGUUUUAAACUGUAUUUGACAGGAGGGAAGAUUUGUGGUGGAGAGCAGUCUGAGAAAUGCCCACGAUGCAUAGUCUCCUUUUCUUCCAUGUGGUCUGGAACAAAAGACUAGAGUCAGGAUAGUGCAAUAUACUGAGUGACUUAUAGGAGUGAAGUAACAUAGGUAGAUGUUUGGAAUUACAAGGUGCUGAAGAAAUGAAGCUGACAUGGACUGGGUUCUUUGGUGACAUUAAGGUUAAAAAUACUUGAUUAGAUCAAGUGAUGCUGCCCCAACCCUCUAGUCCCACUUUCAGUGUGUUGUGUGAUACUGGUUUCCACAGAAGACAAGCAGAGCAGGGAGAAAUAUUAAUUGCAAGUGCUAAAACAACACCCGCCCUGAUUGAUCCUCUGCUUCCCAGUGGUUUCAGUAUGAGCCAUGGAGGGUGGGAGAGAGCGGUCGUCUCAGCAGCUCCGUGACGUGGUCGUGUGUGCGAUCCACUGUGGGAUUCCUCUCCCAGGCCCAGUUCAAAUCCAACCCUUCCCUCUUAUAUCAAGUGGGUGGCUCUGCUCUCUUUAUGUUUUGCUCUUUUUCAUGGUACUUGGUGGAGUCAGUCAGGUGCCUUGAGUGGAUGGGUGUUCCUCACUGGCAGACUUCUGCAUCUCAAAGGCAGUGGUCCUAGCAGCUCCUGUUUUAGCUAUGCUGGUCCUUGUCCCCUAGGAGGAAGCUCAGUCGUGUGUAGGCAAUUUCCUUUUUGUCUGUUGUGUGAUGUCCUGUGAUUCCUGAGUGUAAACCCAAAUGCCUUCUCCUUGGAGAGGAGGGAACGCCUUGCUCUCUGUGUUUGUCACCCCACAGAGUUGUUUGCUCACAGCAGAAACAGGGGACUGGCUGGCACCCCUCUUGAGGCUCUGCUGCCCCCUGGGCCCUGUGUGCAUGCUAUUUGUAGCUCUUGACCCUGAUACUGUGUUAGUACUGUGACCCUUCAAGCUCAUAUUUCCAAGCCUUCUCAAUUGUGUCAGCUUUUACUAAGGGGAAAAAUAGUCUGUCAGAAAAUUCUAUGUACCCGAGAAGAACCUGUCUAAUGUACUUAUGUUGGUGUCAUCCUGACAGUAUGUAUGUACGACUUAAUACAUUUGUAGCAGCAGAGAUUGGUUAGCGUUUUCUCAUGUGUGUUUGAGAGGGAAGGCUGAUGUCUAUUAGGUUGGUCACCAAGUGUAUUUCUAUACUCUGUGAAGAAAAACAUUUUAAUAAAAUUAAAAAAGCUUUUUCUGAGCUCUAA